Molecule: messenger RNA, 558 nt
Organism: Oppiella nova
Lineage: Eukaryota; Metazoa; Arthropoda; Arachnida; Sarcoptiformes; Oppiidae
Source: the annotation of a GenBank genome assembly
AUGGGAAUUAUUCCGUAUGCUAUUGAUCCGGAACUUGCAAGCAAAAGAUCAGUGAUUAUAGAGGCAAUGAAUCAAUACCACCAAAACACUUGCAUCAGGUUUGUGGAGAGAACUACGGAAUAUGACUACAUUUACCUGUCAAAAGUGAGCGGUUGCUAUUCAUAUGUGGGAAGAUUUGGCGGCAAACAACUGAUAUCAUUGAGCGAUGGGUGUCAUAGCGUCGGCACAAUUGUUCACGAGUUGGGACACACUGUGGGCUUCUAUCACGAACACCAACGCUCUGAUAGGGAUGACUACAUCCAGUUGUUCAGUGAUAAUAUAAAAGACAUAUAUAAGGAUCAGUUCAACAAAAUGGACCCAAAAGACAACCGACUGUUAAUGCCCUUUGACUUCAAUUCAGUGAUGCUUUACGGGCCGUUAGCCUUCAGCAAAGACGGUCGCUCUCACACUAUGGGUCCUAAAGACAAAUACAAGUCCGAGAGUAUGCUUGAAGUGAACCAUAAAUACGGAUUAAGUGAGUCUGAUAUCAAUGCCAUUCAAAAGUUAUAUCAGUGCUAA